Prorocentrum cordatum is the source of this 1199-nucleotide messenger RNA. The record is from the annotation of a GenBank genome assembly. Lineage: Eukaryota; Dinophyceae; Prorocentrales; Prorocentraceae.
GCCGCGGCCGCGGGGGAGCGAUGCCCGCGUGCGCUGCAAGCCGCGCAAUGGAAGCUUCCGACACUAGCCCUGCGGCUUCGCCCCCAGCAGCGGGCGCAGCCCCAGCGGCGGCUGCAGCCCCAGCAGCGGCAGCGGCGGCAGCCCCGGCAGCGGCUGCUCAGGGCCGCCCCGCCGAGUCAGAGGGGCAGCUGUCCGACGAACGCGCAGUUUGCAGGGCUAGCGACCUGGCGAUCACGGGCGCGAAGUGCGUGAUAGCGAAGCCUGCGACCAGCAACCGCGACGCCGUGUACGAGUGCACCAACUGCAACCGCCCGAAGAAACGGAUCCACAACGUCCGCCAGGGCAACGACACGCUAGACGCGCGGUCCGAACUGGACAGCCAGGAGCGCAAGGAGUUCACGCGCAACAGCGCGAACACCUUCGGAACGGAUCUGGCCAAGGAGAUUAGGGAGGUCAUCAAGGUGUCGAAUGCCAAGUCCAUCGAGACGACGGCCGCGGAGGACGGCGAGCCGAUGCUGGUCUCAGAGGCAGCAGAGCUCCCGCGCUAUAUGAACAAUCCGCAUGCCUUCGAGCUGCUGUGCAAGAACGCAGAUCGGUUCAUCAGUCGGAUCGACGGCCUCGAGUACACCGUCGCUCCGAAGAUGUCGUUCCAGAAGGUGAACAGGAACAUCGACGAGAUGCAGAUUCAAGCCGCUACCAUCGCCAAGAAGCUCGAUGAGAGCAUGGCGCGCCUCAGCGAGGCGGUGCUCGCAGUGCGGCGCAUCGAGCGCGCAGCUGGGGACGCUGCCGCCGCAGACUGCGCGCCCAAGCACCUGAUCGCCGAGGCCGCCCACCUGGGCACCGCCGCGCGCGAGCUCCUCGACGAGGCCGCGAAGCACUUCAGCGCCGACGAUAAGGACAAGGCCGUGGAGAUGACGCAGAGCAUGAACGCCUUCUUGGCCGAUCACGCAGAGCUGACCCACACGCUUGAAGGUGUCUUCAGCCAGAUGCCCGACGAUCUGCGCGCGGAGCUCUCGGGCGCCGACAGUGGGCCGUUUGGUGCAGCGAGAGGGCGGCGCAGCGAGCAGCGCGGGCGCGCCGCAGCGCGCCGGGCGCAUGCAGCGCCCAGCGGCGGCGGAGCCCGCAUCCUCCGCGGACAAGCGCACGCGGGCCUCUACCAAGACGGCCGCGUGAGGUUUUCCACCAAGAUGGCGGCGUGA